UCAGUUACAUUCUCGUCAAGGCGACCACGGCGACGACGAAGAAGAAGAAGAAGAAGGAAAGGGGACAGAAAAGCGGCUACGUGAGCAAUGGUAUCACAAUACGGCAUCAAGUUCGCCGUCAGCAUCAUUUCUUCCCACUUCGGUGAUCUCGUAGCUAAAGUAUGUGAAUGUCUCCUGCGCAAAGGAACUCUUUCCCUGGCGGAAUUGGUUCGAUACACCGAACUCCAGAAUAGUCAAGUGAAGAACUGUCUGCUCGUUCUAAUUCAACACAACUGCGUUCAACCUUUUUCCGUCCAGAAAGAUGGUGGAUUCGGGGUCGCUCCGAAGGUUGUCACUCAAUACACUGUGCAAUUCGAUAACAUCCUUCAUCGCUUGAGGUUCUCCAAAUUUAUGGCUAUUGUAUCCGAGGAACUCGAUAAAGAGUGCGAAGAACUCCUUGAACCUUUACUUCAACACGGUAGGCUUACCUUGGAACAAAUCUCACAGCGGGCGCAGUCCAUAUCUAAGAACGAUUGGAGUACUGCUGUUCAGGAUGCUUUGCGAGAAAAUUUUGUUAGACUUGUCAAUGCCCGUUAUGUGGAACGCUGUCCAGAUCCGGAGCCCUUUAUUGCACCACCAGAUGAAGAUACUCCUUCGUCCGGUAAACCUGGUGCUAAGGCUGCCAAGCUGGCUAAAAGAACUGCACCAACUAUAGAACAACGAGCUAUAACAGCUGCAGCUCCUUUGGAGUCCAAAAGAUUUGCAAUUAUGACAGAUAUGGGGACUGAUUCUAGAGGAGAAGAAACUGCGGGUCAACCUCCCAAUACGAAACUAGGGGAAAAGCGUAAGUACGGGGAAUUGGAGAUGGAUAGAGAAACUAUGGUUACUAUUUCAGAGAAAGAAGUUCUUUGGCGAGCCAAUUUUGAGGCAUUUGUACGUCAUCUUAGGCAUAAGGCUUGUGUUUCAAAUGUGAUAGCAAGGCUUGAUGAUGGAGCUGGAACUGUAUUAAAUGCAAUGCUGGAGUCAACAAAAUAUGCAGAGAGCAAAGUUAAAACAGAGAAUUCAGCCCCCUUGACGAUGGAUACUAUUUUAGAAGAAGUGAUGAAAAGUGCAAAAGGUCGUACUAUGACCUUAGAACGUGUUAGAGCUGCACUCAGUCAAUUGGGUUGUGAUCCCACUACAAGAGUGGCUGAAGAUUCAUAUACCGUUGAUUUGAGGAGCAUUAUUGAAAGUGCGCAAAAUGAGGAGGUGGAAGCCAUUGUUCUGAAAAGAUAUGGUCGAGAAGCCUAUAGGGUAUUCAGAUUUCUUUUAAAGACUGGUCGCUUAGCUGAGACAGACAAGAUUGCAGAUACAACAUUUGUAGAAAAGAAAGAAAUAGUCAAGAUUCUUUGUAAUCUUUGGAAGGGUAACUUCUUGCAUUUGGAGAGAAUAUCUUCACAUGUAGGAUCUAAGCCGUUACUUUUUCUGUUGUGGAAAGUGAACAAAAUUUCUGUUUGGGAAAAUAUAUUAGAUGAAAUGUGGCAUGCUGCCUUAAAUUUGAGUCAACGGGUGGCUUAUGAGCUUGAAAAAGAACACGAGAUUCUGCAACUUCCACGAGAAAAGCGAGUUGGUGCCCAAGGGAAAAGAUUUGAACGCAUAAGAAAAGUCAAGAUACUCUUGGAAUCAUCCCUGAUGAAACUUGAUGACGCCCUCUUGCUAUUCCAUGACUUCUAAAUAUAUGAUAUUUAUGGUAGUAAUGUUGGACUUUAACUAGGAAGGGUAGCAGUCUAAUUUCUUCUAUUUAGAACCAUAACUAAUUCAAUCUCCCACACUUAUUUUCCUGCAUCUUCUCAAUCCCAUUUUCUUCCAUUUUUCUGAAGCAGGUUUUUGUAGGAACUGUACAGUGAUUUAUUUCAGAUAUAUAAUUUUUUUUU
Molecule: messenger RNA, 1892 nt
Organism: Telopea speciosissima
Lineage: Eukaryota; Viridiplantae; Streptophyta; Magnoliopsida; Proteales; Proteaceae
Product: DNA-directed RNA polymerase III subunit RPC3
Exons: 14
Coding region: 88-1692 (534 amino acids)
Biological process (GO): DNA-templated transcription
Cellular component (GO): RNA polymerase III complex
Molecular function (GO): single-stranded DNA binding
Source: RefSeq, a predicted model, not a curated record